Molecule: messenger RNA, 402 nt
Organism: Neospora caninum
Lineage: Eukaryota; Apicomplexa; Conoidasida; Eucoccidiorida; Sarcocystidae
Product: putative DNA polymerase epsilon p17 subunit
Exons: 1
Coding region: 1-402 (133 amino acids)
Source: RefSeq, a predicted model, not a curated record
AUGGGCUACGACAAAAUCGCAGCAGAUAUCGAGGAGCACAUGAGAUGCGAGGCUGAAGGGUACUCUCGAGGGUCAGAGGUGGCACACGCCACGAACUCAGGUGUACAUACAACCGACGAAAACAGCCCUACAGCGCCGGCAAUCGAGGCUCUCAACUCGUCAGAUGCAGAGACCGAAGACCGCGUCUUGGCCGUAGGCGAGGGGGAGAAAGGAAGGAGCCGGGACGGGGGGGAGACAGAUGAGGAACUGUCAGGCGAAGAAGAACGAAAACUGCUCGAGGAGGACCGUGACGAAGAACAAGGAACUGAUGCGUUGGAUGCGAUGAUGCAGGUCGUAGAAGGAGUGUUGGCAGAACAUGAGCCGUAUUCGGAGGGUCAGGCGGAUCCGGUUUUGCAGUUCUGA